This is a messenger RNA of Xyrichtys novacula (pearly razorfish), 234 nucleotides long. The record is from the annotation of a GenBank genome assembly. Lineage: Eukaryota; Metazoa; Chordata; Actinopteri; Labriformes; Labridae.
AUGGAUCGGAGGACUUGUUGCAAAUUUUGGAGAAGCUACACAGGUAACUUUGCUUCUCCGUCUAUCUGCUCGGCCAAGGUCAGCGAACAUUACCUGACUUCUGUGACGGUCACCAAUCUGAUCCUGAAUCAGCUCAGAGAGUCUCUGCUGACUGUGAGGACAGACGCUGAUGGAUGUGGACUUGACGUGUCUCCUUCGCUGAUCCGUCUCGGUCUCAGUGAUCAAAGCUUCUAA